Messenger RNA from Anas platyrhynchos (mallard), 3209 nucleotides. RefSeq names its product potassium voltage-gated channel subfamily D member 3 (gene KCND3). The record is from RefSeq and is a predicted model, not a curated record. NCBI's taxonomy places the organism in Eukaryota, Metazoa, Chordata, Aves, Anseriformes, Anatidae. Gene Ontology annotation, cellular component: postsynaptic membrane; neuronal cell body; voltage-gated potassium channel complex. Gene Ontology annotation, biological process: action potential; potassium ion export across plasma membrane; protein homooligomerization. Gene Ontology annotation, molecular function: protein binding; A-type (transient outward) potassium channel activity.
CCGCGCCCCCGUCCCCUCCUCCCGGUGCCCGUGCCCGGGGUGCGCUCGGUGCCGCGGUCCCUGCCCCGCGCUGCCCGGCACGGCGGGGCUCGGCCGCUCCGCUCCCGGAUUUGGUGCGGGGAGCCCCGCCGGGAGCCGGGCGAGGAUGCCGGCACCGAGAGCCGGGAGCCCGACUCCUGGCCGCGGCUGAGAGGUGCCGAGGCGGCGAGGAGCGAUGGAACUGAUCUGACUUGGGACAGGUCUCCGAAGCAGCCGAAGUGUCUUCUCCAGUAGCAAGGCCUGGGGUCAGCAUGGCAGCAGGGGUGGCAGCGUGGCUGCCCUUUGCCAGGGCAGCUGCCAUAGGAUGGAUGCCAGUGGCCAACUGUCCCAUGCCACUGGCUCCCACAGAGAAAAACAAGAGGCAGGACGAGCUGAUCAUUCUCAACGUGAGUGGCAGGCGGUUCCAGACCUGGAGGACUACACUUGAGAGAUACCCGGACACUCUGCUGGGCAGCACCGAGAAGGAGUUCUUCUUCAACGAAGACACUAAGGAGUACUUCUUUGACCGGGACCCUGAGGUCUUCAGGUGCAUCUUAAAUUUUUAUAGAACUGGCAAGCUGCACUAUCCCAGGUACGAGUGCAUCUCUGCCUACGAUGAAGAGCUUGCCUUCUAUGGGAUCCUCCCUGAAAUCAUCGGGGACUGCUGCUACGAAGAGUACAAGGACAGAAAGCGGGAGAACGCAGAGCGGCUGAUGGAUGACAAUGACUCAGAAAACAACCAAGAAGGGUCCAUGCCAUCCCUGAGCUUCCGGCAGACCAUGUGGCGAGCCUUCGAGAACCCCCACACCAGCACCUUAGCCUUAGUCUUUUACUACGUCACCGGUUUCUUUAUUGCUGUCUCUGUGAUCACUAAUGUCGUGGAAACUGUCCCUUGUGGCACGGUGCCUGGAAACAAGGAGCUUCCAUGUGGGGAGAGAUACGCUGUGGCUUUCUUUUGCUUGGACACGGCUUGUGUGAUGAUUUUCACAGUAGAGUAUCUGUUGAGACUCUUUGCGGCCCCAAGUCGCUACAGGUUCAUCAGAAGCGUGAUGAGCAUCAUCGACGUGGUGGCCAUCAUGCCAUACUACAUUGGCUUGGUGAUGACCAACAACGAGGAUGUCAGUGGAGCCUUUGUGACACUAAGGGUUUUUAGGGUUUUCAGGAUUUUCAAGUUCUCUCGCCAUUCCCAAGGCUUAAGAAUCUUGGGCUACACUUUGAAGAGCUGUGCCUCCGAGCUUGGCUUUCUCCUCUUUUCCCUCACUAUGGCAAUUAUCAUCUUUGCAACUGUGAUGUUUUAUGCAGAGAAAGGGUCCUCAGCAAGCAAAUUCACCAGUAUUCCUGCUUCCUUUUGGUACACUAUUGUAACCAUGACAACACUUGGUUAUGGUGACAUGGUGCCCAAGACAAUUGCCGGGAAGAUAUUUGGCUCCAUUUGCUCCUUGAGUGGGGUGCUGGUCAUUGCUCUGCCCGUUCCGGUCAUUGUCUCCAACUUCAGCCGAAUUUACCACCAGAACCAGCGGGCCGACAAGAGGAGAGCGCAGAAGAAAGCCCGGCUCGCGAGGAUUCGAGUGGCCAAAACGGGCAGCUCCAACGCCUACCUGCACAGCAAGCGCAACGGCCUCCUGAACGAAGCCCUCGAGCUGACGGGAUCCACCGAAGAUGAACAGCAUAUGACUAAAGGCACCUCCUUAAUUGAAAGCCAACAUCACCACCUGCUGCACUGCCUGGAAAAAACAACCGGAUUGUCCUAUCUUGUGGAUGAUCCCCUGUUAUCUGUACGAACUUCCACCAUCAAGAACCACGAGUUCAUUGAUGAGCAGCUGUUCGAGCAGAACUGCAUGGAGAGCUCGAUGCAGAACUACCCGUCUUCUCGGAGCCCCUCCUUGUCGAGUCACCACGGGUUGACCACCUCUUGCUGUUCUCGCCGUAACAAGAAGACCACUCACCUUCCCAACUCCAGUGUGCCAGCCACUCGCCUCCGUAGCAUGCAGGAGCUCAGCACCAUCCACAUCCAGUGCAGCGAGCAGCCCUCACUCACAACCAGUCGUUCCAGUCUCAACAUGAAAUCAGAUGAUGGGCUACGACCGAACUGCAAAGCUGCCCAGAUAACGACAGCCAUCAUCAGCAUCCCCACGCCGCCGGCGCUCACGCCAGAAGGUGAGAGCAGACCUCCACCCAGCAGCCCGGGCCACUCCACGAACAUUUCUACCACCACCACGAGCAACAUAGUCAAGGUCUCUGCCUUGUAAGAUGUCUCAUGCACAGAAGGAGGCUGGAAGACCAGUGCCCCUCUCCCUCCACACCUCCAUGUUCCCUUCUUGCUGCAAAUUGUGCCUGGAUGGACGAACCUGACAUUUUGUCAUCGAAUUAGCAAUGGAGACCUAACGAGGCAGCUUUCUUCAGACUUGCAUUCAUGCGUUGGACUGAGGAAGGAUUAGGAAAGGGAGGAAGAGUUUUGUUAAAAGUAAAAUCUGCAUGGAGAGUACGUUGUGCCAUGGUACAGGGCAGAAAUUACCUGUGAAGGCUGAAGGGAAGGAAUCAUCAUGGCAACAAGAGAGUCAAUAAAGAAAACAGAAAUAUAACACUGUGUAUCGCAGCACCUUUUUAAAGGUUUUUAAUGGAUAAUAUUUAUUCAUGAGGAAAUGACUGAAAAAGGUGAAAAACAAUGGAUUUUGUGAAUUUUUUUUCUUCAUGGAGCAGAACCUUUAAACCAACCAAAAUUUCACAUUUUUUUUUCUUUUAUAGGAAAAGAUUUAGACAAAGAAGCCACCUGUCACAGAAACCUAUUUCCAUUCCUCUGUGUGUGUGCGUGCGAGUGUGCAGCAGAACCACAGAGCCACACUGCAUUUCAAAGAGCAGAGCAUGUUUUCAUGAUUCAGUGCACAGUAGGAAAAUACAAGCAUGUGUCAGCACAUCCAUGUGCACACGUGCACACACACACACACCUAUUUCACCCUGGAUGGCAUUCUUUAUUUAGACACUUUUGUAUCCGCCUUUUAAGUCAAUACAGUGCAAUUGCAAACAGUGUGUUUGUCUGCUAAUUAUUGUCUGUGAAAACAUAUUUGUGGAAAAAAAAAAAAAAAGACAGGCUUCAGUAGAGUUUUAGUCCCACAUGGGUAUCCGCUUUCUAUUUUUGUUAUCACUUACUUGUAAGAGUGUGACUAGACUACCAGUUCUGUAUUUUUAAAAAG